Melopsittacus undulatus (budgerigar) is the source of this 2239-nucleotide messenger RNA. RefSeq names its product iroquois homeobox 6 (gene IRX6). The coding region runs from base 53 to 1339 and encodes 428 amino acids. Gene Ontology annotation, cellular component: nucleus. Gene Ontology annotation, molecular function: DNA-binding transcription activator activity, RNA polymerase II-specific; RNA polymerase II cis-regulatory region sequence-specific DNA binding. NCBI's taxonomy places the organism in Eukaryota, Metazoa, Chordata, Aves, Psittaciformes, Psittaculidae. Gene Ontology annotation, biological process: regulation of transcription by RNA polymerase II; cell development; neuron differentiation. The transcript is spliced from 7 exons. The record is from RefSeq and is a predicted model, not a curated record.
AAUCGAUCUUGGGGGGAAAAUAUUGCCUAUGGUCCAAAAAUAAGGAGCGACUAUGUCCUUCUCCCAGUUCGGAUACCCCUACAGCACCACUUCACAGUUCUUCGUGUCCGGCAACCCCAGCAUGACCUGCUGCGAGGCUGCGCCCCGCUCCGCGCCGGAUGCCUCCUCGGCGCCGGCCUCCGCGUCCCUGUGCUGCGCCUCGUACGAGAGCCGGCUGCUGCCGCCGGGCCGCGCAGAGCUCAAUGCGGCGCUGGGCAUGUACGCUGCCCCGAUCGCCGCUGGCCAGGGCUACGGAAGCUACCUGCCCUACGGCACCGAGCCCGCCACGCUCUACUCCGCGCUGAACCCCCAGUAUGAAAUCAAGGACGGCGCCGGCACGUUGCACUCGGGAAUCGCGCAGUCCGCUGCCUACUACUCCUACGAUCAUUCCUUCGGGCAGUACCAGUACGACAGGUAUGGGACAGUGGAUUUCAGUGGCUCUGCUAGACGCAAAAACGCAACGCGGGAGACGACGAGCACCCUCAAGACCUGGCUGUAUGAGCACCGGAAAAACCCCUACCCCACCAAAGGAGAGAAAAUCAUGCUGGCCAUCAUCACCAAAAUGACCCUGACCCAAGUGUCCACUUGGUUUGCUAACGCCAGACGGAGGCUCAAGAAAGAAAACAAAAUGACCUGGUCUCCCAAGAACAAAGCGGGGGAAGAAAAGAAAGAACCAACCCCGCGGGAAGAGGAGGAGUACAGCGCGGAGGACGAAGGCAGAGAGCACAAGAACUGCAAAGAGGACAAGGAGCUGCGGUUCAGCGACCUGGAGGAGGCGGAGGAGGAGGAAGAGGAGGAGGCGGGGAAGCCGGAGAAGGGCCGGGCCAGCUCCCUGCAGGAACCCCCCAGCAUCGCCGCGGCUCCUCCCGAGGCUCUGCGGAGCAACUGCAGCCUGCCCGGCGCCUUCCGCACCUUCCCCUGCGCAAAGGCCCCAGCCGCGGACUUCGCACCCCCAGCCCUGUCCGGCCCGCCGCCGCCCUACGUGUCCGCGGAGAAGCCGCGCAUCUGGUCGCUGGCGCGCACCGCGGGGGCCAGCGCUGCGCGCAGGGGCAGCCCCGAGGGCGGCGGCGCGGCGGGGGAGCAGCCCCUGCCCGCCAAGGCCUUUCGGAGCUCCGCUUUCAACCUGCAGCCGCUCCCGCAGAGCUGCGCGUCCCACCGCGGCCUGGGGGAGUCAUGCCAGUACGCGGCGGCGGGCGAAGGCUUCGGGCGGGGCGCCAAGGGCGGCCCGGAAGGCUCCGAGCUGGGCGGGCAGUGCCUGGACAGGCUGCGGACGGCGUUCCGGCCGGUGCUGCGGUGGUGAGAGCCGCCUGCCCUUUCCUGAGGAGUGGUGACGGGGAUCUGACUGCAGCGAGACUCUCGGCUUGACACAACGAAAGCAAGCUCUCCCUGGCCCGGCGGCGACCUCUCCAGCCACAGGCCCGUUGAUCUGCCAUCGCCGGGACAAGGACCUGCUGCUCACCAGGGGGCGAGGGGCGGCGGGCGGAACGGUUCCCCGCGGGACCGGACCCCCGCCGCCCGUUGGUUCAGCACCCCCAGAAACACCUCUGCCACAACAACAACAACAAAAAGACUGAUCUCCCUUUGUUCCCUACGUCGUGGUUCGUUUUUCCUUCUCCCUCUUUCCCCGCUCAGGGCGCAGUUGCCCGAGGCCGCUCCGCGCCGUCCCGUGGAGGGAGGAGUGGCGCCGGUCACACCGAGCGGUUUCUUUCCCGUGACUGUAAUAGACAGCGCUGGAAGUAUUGUCAGAGUCCCCAGUAAACACGGGUGAACUGACCGCCGUGAAGCCCCUGUGACCCCGGGAGCGCUUUAGCCAGGAGUGGCUCCGGGCACCGGAGCAGGACGUUGUUAGUGUGUCAGUGAUGUCGGUCAGUCAAAAGAGCAGUGCUGCAUUUUACAGAACAGACGAGAAAGGGAAACCGUAUCUCUGCAUUAUUUCUGUUUAAUUACAAGUGUCAUCAAACACUUUGUGUUCAGACUAAUAAACCAAGCAGGGAUGAUGAAAGAAUGUUUCUUUGUACCUGUCUCUAGAAGCAGUGGCAAUAAUUUAAAUUAAUAACUGUGGUAAUUAAGAGGUCAUGUAUAGAUCAACCUGAUACCUGCUAUUUCCAAGUUCACCAGGGUCAACAUUUACAUUAAGUCACUUGUGGUCAAUAGAGUCCAAUGAAUUCUGCCUUAAUAAAUCAGGGAAAUCAAUCUUGAA